AUGGCUUCGAGGCGUGUCGAAGAAGCAUCCACCAUCAAAGCUACGAAGUCAUGCUUCGAGCACUUCACGCAUUGUAUUCGUGAGCUCGAAGGAGCCCAGAACACGCACAUCAAAAAUCGCUGUGCCGACUUCAAGCUCUGGGCUGACAGUGUCGGAGCCGGUGCACAAGGACAGGCGUCGCUAGAUUGGAGAUUCCACGACCGACCAGACGAUAUAUUCUUGGUCCAAGGACUUCUAGGAAUGCUAGAAGAAUUUCUCAAAGAGUGCUCUGCUGUAUUAGAAGAUCAAAAAGAGGUUGAGAAGGUUCUUCACAAGAUUGAUUCAAUUAUGCAUGAUCUAAUAUCCAUGGGCGUCGCUAUUCGCCGAAGUGGUCGAAAAUCUCGACUCCACAAAGCCGAUAGCUCGUUUGAUCGUGAUCGGAAAAAGUAUUGCGAUCUACAAACACAUCUUGCUAUUGUGAUCGUAUCGAGACCGAGUGAAGGACCGAGAUCACUCUCUGAGUCCGAUAGCUUCGCUGAUAUAAAACUUUCGCCAAUACAGAACCGCUUGAUCGAGGCCAAUCUAAGACGUCGACACCGAUUCAUGGAAGCACAGAGACAUUCAAACUUGCUAAAAAGUCCAACUCUGGGAAUAUUCGAGAGCCCUUCUUUACAAGAAGUUAGUGAUAUCCUUGCCACUGUUGGCGCCGAUAGUUCUUUAGAGCAUGAAACCCAUCCAAACGAACCUGCGUUAAGGCAAUUGCUACCGGUCACAGCUGCCAGAGCAGAAACACUGACAAUGUCUGGGACUAUUGCAUCGGCACCAGAAACGGACUUCAAAGGGCUUCAGCACGACGGCCAUGCUGGCUCGACAGCUACCCGCAUCACAGCAAUCACGGCUGCUGCCAGGUAUCCGAAAGCGAAGACCUUGGGAACCCAACACUUUUCUUUCAAGUGUCCGUGCUGUUGUCAAGCUAUCCCAGCCAAAGAAGCAGAAGAAAAUCGAUUUAGAAAACAUCUUGCAAGUGACAUUUGCCCCUACACCUGCAUUUUCGACAACUGCCCUACGCCUUACGAACUCUUUGUUACCCAAAAGGAAUGGAAAGAACAUUUCAUGCAUGUCCACCCACCCAAAUUUCAAUGCUUCUAUUGCAGCAAAGCACCUUUAAGCUCGCUAGCAGAAAUAAUGAAUCACAUUGAGAUCGAUCAUCCUAGUAUAUCUGAUGAUGAGCUUGCUGAUGCCUUGGCCGAGUCACCUAUUCAUGUCAUGGGAAUCACACAAUGUCCACUCUGCGAUUCUGAAGGGUCUCCAGACUCUCCGGAUUUGAUUGAGCAUGUCCUUGAACACAUUCACGACUUUUCCUUACGGUCACUGCCUUGGCCUAAGGACCCGGUUCCGCAUCUCAAUAAGGCCGUUGGGACCUUCAACAUAGCCGUCCAGAACGUCGGUACGAUUAUUGAAUGGGCCGAAGAAUCUUCUCCUGAGAAUGAGUGCCAACUGCAACUCUGUGGUAUAGAUAUGAAAUCGUUAACAGAAGAGGAGGUUGCAUACAACGAAUCUCAAUUAGAUUACUUUGAUCAGAACGACUACUUCAUGGAGGAGUCAAGUGACGGUCGUUUGAGUUCCCUAUCUGGACAGUCCUACUUGUCUCGCUCUGAAAGCCAGCACUCUAGUAUUCGAGGUGACGAUCGCCAGAACGCCUCGCACGACAGUGCCGAAUACCUACAUGACGGCGCGACUAUCAGGUCAGCCGAGGACUUUGCGACCCGACUUUCGGUCAUUGAUACAGAGUCAGCGUCUAUUCAGGAUCAAGAACGCUUAUCACGGACUAGUGCAAGUCGAUUACCAGUUUUCGGAGAAAACGACAGCCGGACAGUUUUGAAGCCCGAGUACGUAAUCGGGCAAGUCUUUAGCAAUCCAAGGCCAAAGGAAUCAUUUGUUCGAUCUGGGUUAUCCAAGGCACUUAGAUUUAUACAACCACCACCACAACCACCGGUCGAUUCAAUGCCCUGGCUCGUACCGCCAUUUGACCGCCAUUUGACCCUUAUAUUAAAUAUAAUUCGUGGCGUGGAGAUAUACAUCCAAGAAACAACGAGGAGCAUGAUUCAAUUCAGGGAACUAGCAUCUUGUAUCGAAGGCUGCAUCGAUGUAGCACAGUCCAGCUACACCGAAAUGGAGGAAACCUGGUAUCAGCUUUGUGUACAAAUACGAGACAUCACGAAUCAUGAUAUCGAAGAAUUUGGGAAACGCAUCCGCAAAGAUGUAAUUAACCCUAUGCGCACCGUAUUUAACCUUUUGAAGGGUGCACAAAAAGUCAUGAAUGAACGAGAGAGGCGGCUAACUGAUUGGAUCCAAUUCAUGGAGAUAAAGCGACGCGGCGACCUACCUGACAAGAAGAUUACCGAGAAGGGAGAAAAGUUCAUAGUCCUGAAUAAUGCGCUGAUAGUCGGGCUUCCAAAACUUUUUCGCCUCGUGGAGGACUUAAUGCAAACUUGCUUGAAAAUAUUUGUGGCUAUUCAGCAGGAAUGGUAUCUAACAAUUCAUCGAAAGUUAUGUUCCCUCGUCGCUGACAUCCCGUGGGACUUUUCUGAAGUUGUGCGCAGUUGGUCAGCCAGGUUUGGCACUGUCAAUGCACAGAUUGAAUCCCUGAGGCUGUUCGAAAAUCUGUUCAAACAGAUUUAA
Messenger RNA from Talaromyces amestolkiae, 2661 nucleotides. RefSeq lists its product as uncharacterized. Bases 1 to 2661 code for a protein of 886 amino acids. The record is from RefSeq and is a predicted model, not a curated record. NCBI's taxonomy places the organism in Eukaryota, Fungi, Ascomycota, Eurotiomycetes, Eurotiales, Trichocomaceae. The transcript has a single exon.